Sclerotinia sclerotiorum 1980 UF-70 is the source of this 1257-nucleotide messenger RNA. RefSeq lists its product as hypothetical. The record is from RefSeq and is a predicted model, not a curated record. NCBI's taxonomy places the organism in Eukaryota, Fungi, Ascomycota, Leotiomycetes, Helotiales, Sclerotiniaceae. The transcript is spliced from 2 exons. The coding region runs from base 1 to 1257 and encodes 418 amino acids.
AUGGGGAAAGAAACGCCUCAGCCCUACAAGGCUGAUGACCACAGAGUUGCGUUAGAAGCUAGCAAUAGUGCUUCUUCGCAAUCUACUGCUUUUAUCAAUCAUACGGACCAAGAAUACCCCGAGGAAGAUCUGCCAAGCUACGAGGAAAGAUCUGGAUCGGCACCUCUGCUUUCCCAUGCUGAUCAUUAUUCACCUUCCAGCGAUCCUCAACCUGCCCAUGGCGCAAGUUGGUAUAUCCCUCCACCCGACCUUCCUUUUUCUUCACACGACUAUAGCUCAUCUGAUUUCUGGACGAGAUUCCCAAACUACUCUACAGAUUCCCAUGCUCUUCAUCAAAUGAUACUCGAACAAGCUCAAUAUGCUCCAUCAUAUUAUGUAGAAUUAUUAGGGACUCACAAAGAAACCGAGCGUCGGCACAAGAAAGAUUCAUCAGAAACUAUUACGGAUUUUCACAUACGUCUGAAUUUAACACAUCUGCUCACAACCGGAAUAAGAACUGGUGGAAAGCUAGAGAUUUUGCCUGAUAACCAGAAAGGAUUUCGUGGAGGAAUAAUCAAAUCCUUCGAGCCGUCCCUUUCUAGCUCUGAUAUAGAGUCAGGCUCAACUGGUGAUGAAUUACAGGCUUGGUGUCAUAAAUUUGUUUCUGACCCAUCUAGCAUGAAAUGUUUUAUAUUCGAGCGCAAGAUUAUAAAUCAUGAUAAAAUUCAUCUGGAGUAUCUUUUGCGACGUAUUGUUACAUCUACGAAUUACCGUGGUCAAGUCUAUGUAAAUUUUCCAACUUCACACAAACGGGUAAUUGUGUAUUCGCCACAUAUGAUUAACGAAUGGCGAAUGACCACCUGGAUUCGUUGGUUUUUCUAUCUUACAUGCUUAUGGGUAGUUUCGUGGCCGGUCCUCGUUUUAAUUACUCGUCGCUACGAGAUUGUCAAGGGCAUAUAUCAAUAUGCCGAUAGACCUGCGGGUGUAGGUGUCUCGGCACGAAAAGCUACUGUGCAAAGCGAAGAUGAGUUUGUCAAUCAUUGGGAGGCCGCAUUGAGGUCUGCAAUAAUGGGACGGAUGGUCAAAAGAGAUUGUUGCCUAGAUGAAGAUUUUAGGGUACAGGUAUUGCAAGAGGAGGUUGCAAGAGGUCAAGCGGCUGCUCGUGUUCUACAGGGUACUGGCAACACUUUUGCGGAUGGCGCUGUUGGGAUUAUUUCAGCUGCGACGAAUUUGGUUGGCGAGUAUAAUGAUGCAAGAGGUUGGGGUUAUGAUUCUUAA